This is a messenger RNA of Anoplopoma fimbria (sablefish), 4377 nucleotides long. RefSeq names its product MMS19 homolog, cytosolic iron-sulfur assembly component (gene mms19). NCBI's taxonomy places the organism in Eukaryota, Metazoa, Chordata, Actinopteri, Perciformes, Anoplopomatidae. Gene Ontology annotation, biological process: iron-sulfur cluster assembly. The record is from RefSeq and is a predicted model, not a curated record. Bases 16 to 3102 code for a protein of 1028 amino acids. Gene Ontology annotation, cellular component: MMXD complex; cytosolic [4Fe-4S] assembly targeting complex. The transcript is spliced from 32 exons.
GUGAUUAUAGACACGAUGGCUGCGGACGGUACCCUGAUGCUGUCUCUGGUGGAGGAAUUUGUCUCGGGACUGCAGGACAGCAAGGCCAAAGAAGCAGCAACAUGUGUCAAAGAUGGACAGUUUACAAUACUGCAGCUGGUGGAAGCACUGGGACUGAGCCUCACCAGCUCUCAGCCUCACACCCGGGCCAGAGGAGUCCAGCUUCUGUCUGAAGUUUUACAUGAUUGCUAUGGCGGCCUCACAGAAAGAGAAGUGGAAGUCCUCAUUGCCUUCUAUGAAAACCGUCUCAAGGACCAUUAUGUCAUCACACCGCCUGUUUUACAGGGACUCAGAGCGCUGACAAAAUGUACAGUGUUGCCUCCUGGCUCAGCUGUGUCCAUGCUGAGGUCUUUGUUCCAGGAUGUUCAUGCUCAGUCUUUGAUGCUGGCCGAGAGAGCGUGCGUCUACAACAUGCUCAUCAACCUCAUGGCGACCAGAGAAGCCGAACUGAAGGGUUUGGGGGCAGACUUUGUGUUUGGUUUUGUCCAAUCAAUGGACGGUGAGAGAGACCCUCGCAACCUCCUGUUGGCCUUCCAGAUUGCCAAGAGCAUCAUCCUCCGAGGUUAUGAUCUAGGUAAAUUCACAGAGGAGCUGUUUGAAGUGACGUCCUGCUAUUUCCCCAUCGACUUCAGCCCCCCUCCCAAUGACCCCCACGGCAUCACCAGAGAGGAUCUCAUCCAGAUGCUGAGGGACGUCCUCACUGGGACGCCCCGGUUUGCUGAGUUUCUGUUACCGCUCAUCAUUGAGAAACUGGACUCAGACGUUCAGAGUGCGAAGCUGGACUCGCUGCAGACUCUGACUGCUGGUGUGUCACAAUAUGAACAUAAGGACUUGGCGGAAUUCCUUGAGGGACUAUGGGCGUCACUGCGGAGAGAGGUGUUUCAGACAUCGAGCGAGAAGAUUGAGUCUGCCGGCCUCGCUGCUCUUACCGCACUCACUUCCUGUCUAUCUCGCUCAGUCCUCAACUCUGACUCUGAGGACUCCCUCAGCACCUUCCUGGAUCUCGUUCUCAAAGACUGCAAACAUCACCUGUGUGAGCCGGACCUGAAGCUCGUGUGGCCCAGCGCCAAGCUGCUACAGGCCGCCUGCAGCGCCUCCAACAGGGCGAGCCACAUCAUAACAGACGCCGUCAUGCCCUCUCUCAUUGAGCAGUACAACAGCAGAGCACAGUGCUCCCACAGACGAACUUUGCUGGAGGUGGUGCAACGAUUUAUUCAGUCGGUAAAAACCUGCGAGAACGAAGAGAGUGUGUUUUUAGCCUUCCGCCCGUCUCUGUGCACCAUGGUGUUUUCAGCUCUGGCAGAGACUAAUUCCAGCCUUCAGAUCACAGCCACCUCUGUGCUCACCUCACUAGCGCAACAAACAGGUCUGCUGUUGGACUCUGAUAUCGAGCUGGCUGUAGAUCACCUGACCAGACUGUUACUGACGGAGGAGGACGACAGAGUCAGUCUUGCUGUGGUGGAGUGUGCCGGAGCCUUAGCUGAGUUGCACCCUGCAGCUUUUAUCACUAAACUGAUCCCCAGACUAAAGAAGGAGAUAUUUUCUGAGCCCAUGGAUCAAGACGACAACAGAGUAGCUUCUGAGAAGAAGUCCCAUCAUGCAGUGCGCCAGCGGUGUUUGUCUGCUCUGGCUGCGGUGGCGAUCCAGCCCAGUGUUGUCCAGGAGAGCACUCCUGUCCUCUUGGAUGUCCUCAGCUCAGCACACACAGGUGGUGUUGUUUUCUCCGUGGAGGAGGUGGUGCUGGCGUGUCACAGUCUCCAGAGAAUAGCAGAGCGGGUUCAGGACACCGAGGAGACGGGACGAUGCUUCCAUGAUGUCGUCAUCCCCCGUCUGUUGUCUCUGGCACUCCAGGCAGCACUGCAGGGCGAAGGUUCACCUGGUCGUCGUAGUCCUCUGGUGGAGGAGGUGGUCCUCUCUGCCAUGGUCCCUGUCAUCAGUACUUCCUGCUCAAGGCUGCAGCCAACGCUGGCGGGACAGACGGCGUCGAGGGCUGUGUCUCUCUUCCUGGAUGGCGAUGUUUCCUUUUUGCCCGACAACUCGUUCCCUUCAAACAUCCAGCUGCUCAAGAAGCAGCAGGGGGACUCAUGGAGCCAGUCUCAGAUGGUUUGUCUGCUCAUGGGAUGUGUGUGUUCGUUGCCCCGCAGUGUGGAGGUGCCUCGGAUGGAUCACCUGAUGACAGAGCUGGAGGAGAUGAGCUGCACCUGCAGCCACCCGCUGUCAUACACCUCGGCUGCAAAGUGCUUUGCUGGCCUGGUCAAUAAGAGACCACAGGGCGAUUCUCUCGACAGCCUAAUUCAGAGGACCAUGAAGAGAGUGUGUAGUGAGCUGGACUCUGCGUCUUCACCUGUACGCACUCAGGCCUUCACCCUCAUGAUCUGGGUUGCCAAGGCGCUGCUUCUCCGAUACCACCCUCUGUUCACAACACUGACGGACAAGCUCUUUUCUCUACUCGAUGACGCUGAUCUGGGGCCAGCGGCAGCUGACGCUUUCUGGCUGCUGAUGAGUGACUCUGCCGACAUCCUGAACCGCAGUUGCCAUGCCGAUGUCCGCAUCAUGUACCGCCAGCGCUUCUUCAGUGAGAAUUCUGCCAAAUUGGUCCAGGGCUUCAACGCUGCCCCGAAAGAGAAGAAGCCCAACUACCUGAAGGCUCUGUCUAACAUUGUCAAUAAACUGCCCAAGCAGGUUCAAGUCACUGAACUACCAGCGCUGCUGUCUCUGCUGUUGGAGGCCCUAUCAUGUCCUGACCAGGGCGUCCAGUUGUCCACUCUGUCCUGUCUGCAGCCCGUCCUCAUCGACCCACCGCCAGCACUCAUCCAGCAGCUUGAGGCUUUGGUCAGCAGGCUGUUGGCCCUCAUCUCCAGUCCAGCCAUGAGCGUAAGGAUCACUUCAUUGCGGUGCAUCCAUGCCAUUUCUCGCUUCCCCGAGCAUGAGGUGUUGCCCUUUCGGGCCCGAGUGCUGCGAGCUCUGGCCCGUCCUCUGGACGACAGGAAGAGGCUGGUGAGGAGAGAGGCGGUUCAGGCAAGAGCAGAGUGGUUCCUGUUAGGAAGUCCUGGAGGAAGUUGAUUCUGCUCCUCAAACACAACCCAAGUUUCCCUAACCUGGAAGAAUACAGAUGUAGGAAAGUCCAUCUCCUGGACCAGGUACCAAGGAUCAAAGCUGCACAAUCCACACAACAGCUCUCUGACCAUGGUUCCCUCCCCUCCCUUUUCUUUGGAUCUUCCAGCAUCCCUUUAUCCUCCCUACUCGUCUUUACAACCAGAAUCCCUCCACCUUCUCUCCUUUUUACUGUUUUUGUUGUAACUGUCUCUAUCUUCAUGAACGCACAAAUAAGAGUAUGUGGACUGACUGGGAGCAUUGUCUAAGUGAAAAGAAUGUUUAUUAUGCUGAACAUCUCAUGUACCUUUUUGUCUUUCUAACUACGUAUUUGGAGAAAAUAUAACUUCAGACUGCAUAAAAGCAUUUGUCAUUCAUAAUUGUAAAAAUGUGACUCAAAGUGCAUUUUAAAUCACCCAAAGUUUUAUCUUAUAAGAUUCCUACUCUGUCAGAUAAGCAGUUAAAAUACUAUUAUCUGCUGCUUUUCUACAAAUACCAAACAAAUUGAUCAAGAAAUUGAUGAUUCUUAUUGAAAAUCUGAUCAAACAUGUUUGGAUAUAGUAAGAAAGUGAAGUUGAAUUUCAAAAUAGCUCUUGUUAAAUGGUUUGAAUGUGUGAAAUCCCAUACGAAAAGAGAAAACAAAAACUGUACAUACAUUGAAUGAUGAUGUGAUGAACUGUUGGGGCAACAUUUACUUUCAGUCUUAUUUUUUUUUUAUCUUCAUGACCAUUUUGACUGCUGGAAACAUCAAAGAACUCCACUUCACUGCAUAUAAAGAUGUGGACUUAACAGCCAGAUGAGAGCAGCACUGAACCCAGCAGGCACUGAUGGCCUUUAAUCUUCUCAUCUGGAUGAAUGUGUAAUUGAGCAGUAAUGUCUAAUAAUAACAGCUGGGGUGUUUGAUUCAUGUCACUCUGGUGUGCCAGCUGGGUGGGGGGGUGAAGACCAGGUAGAAUGUGGAUGUGCCAAUUGUCUGCUGAAUCACAGGGUGGCAUGUAUCAAACCUCCACUGAGAUCAUUUUAAGAUUAAUUUUACAAUAAUAAAUACCUAUGUUGAGGUUAAUGUACGUUGAAUUAAGAGUAAGUUAUGUGAACAAUAUGACGAACGUCUGCAUUAUAUUCUGUCAAUAGCUGAAAUAAUAUUGAUGCAAUAUCGUAGUUAUUGUCGAGUCAUUGCAUUAAGGUCGGCUGACCUUGGACCUCACAUCACCUUAUGCCAAGGAAAUACAGUAUUUAAAAUGUCAU